CUUUGUUUGAUAAACAUUUACAAAUUUCCAGGUUUUUUGGUGUUAUUUAUUAAAUAAUGAAUAUUUUAAUUUUGCGUAAUGUAUAAUUUCUUCGAUGUAAUACAUUUUUUUUUAAUUGGUGCUCUUACAUUCGUGGCCGGUAGAUAAGGAAAUUUUGACAAUUGUGGUGACAAAUUUACUGUAGUAUUGUAAGUUAAGUUAAAUAAUUACAAUGACAUCUCUAUUUGAUCAGUAUGAACAAGAUUCCCAAAGAUUUGUUUCAAAUGUGAAAGAAAAGAAUUCUAUGAUAAAUUAUCCUCAAAGUGGCGAAAAACCAAUAUUUCAGAAAAACAGAAUUAGUUUUGAAUUUUCAGCACUUAUUACACAUUUGACUAUUUGUAAUGAGUAUCUAGUGUAUGUUACAUCGAAUAACAUUCUUCAUAGAAUUGAUUUAAAAACACAAAAUAAACAACCUGAAAUAGAACUGAAUCGUAUUGUACCUGGAGUGAAGUUGACUGGAUUAUUUCUCAACCCUACUGCUGACCAUCUAUUGAUUGGUUUUUCUACUGAGUUAUUGUAUUUGAAUAAAAACAUUCCCAAACCUAAACCUACAAGUAAAUUGAGAGGUCAUGAAAUAACUGCUGUUGGUUGGAAUUUGUCUCCUGAUACAUUCGGAGACCUUAACACUAGGCCUAUCCUGUUAGGAACUUCUAGAGGUAUAAUUUUUGAAGUUGAAAUAAGGCCUGACGAAGGAUUGUUUACUUCCAGCAUUGAAUCUUAUUGUAAACAGGUUUUUGAUUUGGGUAAAGGAACUCCCCAUGCGAUCACUGGACUCCAGUAUUAUAGAGUGGGAAGGAGCGAUCGCUACUUCGUAAUAGCAACUACUGUCGAUAGACUGUUUAAAUUCUUUGGUAACAACUCUGGUCCAGAUGAAAGGCCCCUUCUCCAGCAGUUAUUUAAUAAAUAUCUUGGACUUCCCGAAGGAUUUCAAGAGAUACCCAGCUCUCUUGAUUAUUCAUGUUUGCAGAUCUUCACUGCACCUGGAAAAACUACACCAUCUUCACUCGGUUGGCUGACAGAAACUGGGAUAUAUUAUGCACAAAUUGAUCCAACUAAUGACGAUUUACUUCUAACUGGCACAAAAAUGUUCAACUUUCCAGAUACUGAUCCUCCAACAGCUUUUCUGAUGACUGAUUUUCAUAUCCUUCUUCUUUAUCCUUAUUACAUUUCAGUUAUAUCAUCACUCACUGAACAGUUGGUUUUUACUGAUUACUACAAUGAAAUGCAUGGAAGACUUUUGAAUAUAAUUAGAGACCCGAUUAAAGGUACGAUUUGGGUAUAUGCUGAAAAGGCUGUUUUUCGCUAUAAAAUAAAUAAUGAAGAAAGAGAUGUGUGGCAGAUUUUUGCUAAUAAAGGUGAUUACAAAAUGGCUAAGUAUUUCUGCAGAGAUAAUCUCGAGAAUUUGGAUAAAGUUCUUAUCAUGCAAGCUGAGGAUUACUUUAAAAAGAAACAGUUCAAAGAAAGUGCUCUAUGCUAUGCUGAUACUCAAGCUCCGUUUGAAAAAGUUGCAUUAGAAUUUUUAAAGUGUGAUGAUGCUCCUAAAUAUAUGAUCGAAGAAGCUCUAAAGGCUUUUUUAAAAGAGAAAGUGAAAAAAGUGCGUGGCGAAGAUCAAGCCCAGAUGACAAUGCUCGUUCUUUGGUUGCUUGAACUAAUCCUGCGUCAGCUGAGCAAUCUGAGAAUCAGGGGUCUUCAGAACGAGGAUCAAUACAUUCUUGUUCAAGCUGAAUUGGAUGAAUUUAUCACUGAUAACCAUAUUAUGAAAUGCAUCCGCAGCAAUAAGAGAGUUGUUUAUGAUCUUAUGGCUAGCCAUGGUGAUGAAUCUAACAUGGUUAAAUUGGCUAAGUUAACAGAAGAUUACAAGAAAGUUAUCGAAUAUUUUAUCCACAAAGGAGACUAUUUACAAGCUUUAGAUACUUUAAAAGAACAGUCAGACGCAAAUCUUUGGUACACGUUUGCCCCUGAAAUAAUAGACACUGAAACUAAAGCAAUGCUGUCUGCGAUAAGGUGCCUAAGAAAGCCUCUAGAUCCUCGUCAACUUCUUCCUGCAUUAGUUGCAGCUGAAAAUAGUCAGCCUGAAGAGGUCAUCAGAUAUUUAGAAUAUUGCACAAAUGAUCUGCUUACUCAAGAACAAGCUGUGCAUAAUUUUUUCCUGACACUUCUUGCUCAGUACAAACCUGAGAAAUUAAUGAUUUAUUUAGCUAUACAAGGUGAAGAAAAAAGUAUGGUAAACUAUGAUAUCAGAUAUGCAUUCAGAGUAUGCAAGCAGUAUGAUAGACGAGAAGCAUGUGUCAAACUGUCUUCAAUGCUGGGGUUAUGGGAAUCGGCUGUAGAGUUAGCGCUGUCUGUCAGUGUACAGCUGGCCGUGCAGACUGUAUCUCAGCUCCAGUCAUCCAGGAAGCUGUGGCUUAAGAUAGCAAAACAUGUAGUGGAGGAGCAGAAUAACAUAUCUCAAGCUAUGCAGUUUUUUAGCCAAUCAGAUCUGAAGAUAGAAGAUAUACUGCCCUUCUUUCCAGACUUUGUUACGAUAGAUCAUUUUAAAGAUGCUAUCUGUUCGUCUCUUCAGGAAUACAAUCAACACAUACAAGGUUUAAAAGAAGAUAUGGAAGAUGCUACAAAAUCUGCUGAAGACAUCCGGAAUGAAAUCCAAACUUUCAGAAGCAAGUAUUCUGUUAUCCUGUCGUCAGAUCUUUGCUGUAUUUGUGAUAUCCAAUUGCUGUUAAGGCCUUUUUAUUCAUUUCCCUGUGGUCACCGUUUCCAUAGUGACUGUCUCAUGACUGAAAUUAUGCAACUACUCCCAGAAAAAAAGAAAAAUGUCUUGGAAUUUUUAAAGAAACAUCUGGAAUCAAAUCUAACUGAAACUGAAAAAGAGAAAACGAGAUUGGAAAUAGAUUCUAUUCUUGCUCACCAGUGCCUCUUUUGUGGAGAUCUAAUGAUUGAUUUAAGAAGACAAGAGCUCAUGAGUUUAUCCAAGUUGACGUUAAAUUUUUUCAACGUUUCCUCAUUCAUCACUAGCUCUCCCAAGAACAUGCAUCCUAAAUAUUUUACAGUAUCAUCUGUCUUUGAUGUGUGGAUUACUUCUCUGUUCUCAAGGGAGUUAAUCAUUUUUUAGAUUACAGCAAUAUAAAAAUUAAAAUUUUUUAUAUAUACCAAUGCUUAUAAAAAUAAAAAUGUCUUUAAUGAAAUAUAGUGGUCUUCUUUGUCAGUGAUACUCUUGUCGGAAUAAAAAUAUUUUAUUAUAAUAAAAUAAAUAAUUAAAAUAAACAGUCAUAAAAGGAAAUGAUUAAUAAAAAAAAAACAUAAAUAUAAUACAUUAAAUGGCAAUGAAAAACAUAUGGUAAUAAAUUGUAUUAAAUAAUAUUUCUAACCGUAUGUAAUUUUUACUUUCUUUUCCCUUUGUCUGAAAACUUAUUUCUACUAAAAAAGGCUGAUAAGUGAAAGUUGUGUGAUUCACACACCACAGUAGAUAGAUUUUAUUAAUGCACAGUCCUUUUUUAUUCUAAAGGGACUUGUCGCAGUAUGUAUAAGGAGUAUUAUUUUAAUUUUAUAUGUUUACAUUUAUCCUUUUAUGUUAAUUUAAUUUUAUGUUUCAGAUUGAUCGACAAACCGUUUAUUUCAGAAGAGGAUUAUGAAAGGAUUAAGAAGGAAUGGGAAUAAUUAAUCUGUUUAAGAAUCUCAGUAAUUCUAGAGAGCGUAAUUAAUUUUGUCUCUCAUAACUUGCGACUCAUGCACGGGUUCAAAUUUGAUUACAAAAAUAUUUAUGUUACCCAAAACAAAAAUGAGUAAGAGUUAGAAAAAAAAAAGAGUGUCAUUAUUUUUUAAUGUAUAUACAUUGUUAGAAAAUAUAUAAUUAUUCAAAAUCACUUCAAGAUAAAAUGGUAUAGUUUAUUGAGGUGUCAAAUAAAUUUGUAUUUAAAAGAUAAAAAUAAAUUAUUAACAUAUUGAUUAUAUUUAUUAAUAAAAUAAUGAAAAAUAUGUUAUUGUUUUCUUUAAAUUUAUUCAUUUAAUUGUGAAAUAUAUAAAAUAUAUAUAAAAAAAUAUUGUCUAGUCAAUAUUAUAAUUCCAAUUAAAUCUGCUGCUUAUUGAAAUCAGCGAAGAUCACCUCUUGUCUGUUAAAGAAAAGGAUCGCCAAUCCAUGUGCUGGAUCCUAUAUGCAGUGUUAUACAAUCAACUGUAUAGAACUUUCAUAAACGUAUAGAGCUGAGCUGCUCAUGCACUGAAUUCCAUUAUGCGACCUUACAGUUGCUUUGAAUUAACAUAUUUUAUUUUUUAAAUAUUUUAAUUUCAUUAAAAAUUAAAUUUGAAUGUUACAAUAUUGAUUAUUAUAACCAAUUAUUUUCAAUUAUUUAUGUAUUUCAGUCCAUUUGAUGAACAAUAUGAUUUUUUAAAAUAAACAAUUUUUCCAUCUGUGAAAUAACAAUAUUACCCACUUACAAUUAGUUAGACUAAAUUUAUUGUAUCAAUGAAAAGCUCAUAACUCUAGUUUGGUAAAUUUUACAAGAAAAAAAUUAUAGUUGAAUGCAUGUAAAAUGUGAUGGAAAUUUAGGUCUUAUAAAGGUAUUUAAAGUUCUGUUUUUAUAAAUAAAGACUGACUUAAGUUAUGAGAUUUUGAUUGCCUAUCCUCGAUAUAACAAGUAGGGUUUGUGUAAUUUUGAUGGUCUUAAUGAAUUUUUGUAUUGAUAAAUAUAAUAAAAAAUCAUAACAAUUAUAUAUAUUAAAUGUAUUCUUUAAAGUUUAGCUCCAUUAAAAGUGCACUUCAAACACUGUUUUUAAUAGCCCACUUUUGCCAGAAAAUAAUUCCUGUUCAAAGUAGAGCAGUAAAUAAAAGUCAUGUGAUACGCACAACAGAUUUUUUCAAUUAUAAAAACGCUAAAAAUCCCACAUAUAUUAUUGCAG
This is a messenger RNA of Nezara viridula (southern green stink bug), 4932 nucleotides long. Lineage: Eukaryota; Metazoa; Arthropoda; Insecta; Hemiptera; Pentatomidae. The record is from the annotation of a GenBank genome assembly.